AAAGAGCCACACUACGGGCAGAACCGCAGGUGGCGGUGAUGCGCUGCCAAUACACCAAAGAAGAAGAAAAAGACGACGACGACGAAGAAGAAGACAUGCCGCCGAAAUUUGUCAAGCAAGAGCAGCAAAUAAAAGGUGACAUGGCGGAGAAGGUGCUGGUGGUCGGCGGUGGCGGACGGGAGCACGCGCUGGCCUGGAAGUUGGCCCAAUCGCCGCAGGUCCAGCAAGUCCUGGUUGCCCCGGGUAACGCAGGCACGGCCGGCUGUGGGAAGAUCUGCAACUCUGAGGUGUCUGUGAGUAACCACGCCAUUCUGGCUCAGUUCUGUAAGGAUCACCACGUGGGGCUGGUCGUGGUCGGGCCGGAGGUGCCUCUGGCGGCAGGUAUGGUAGAUGACCUGACGGCAGCAGGAGUGCCCUGUUUCGGCCCGUCGGCCAAAGCCGCUCAGCUGGAGGCCAGCAAAAGCUUCUCCAAGGCCUUCAUGGAGCGCCACGGCAUCCCCACGGCCCGCUACGGCUCCUUCACCGCCCCCGAGGAGGCCUGCAACUACAUCCGCACGGCCGACUUCCCGGCGCUGGUGGUGAAGGCCAGCGGGCUGGCAGCAGGGAAGGGAGUCAUCGUGGCAGGAGACCGGGAAGAGGCCUGUCGGGCUGUGAUGGACAUCAUGAAGGACCGAGCCUUCGGCUCUGCAGGGGAAACCGUGGUGGUGGAGGAGCUGCUGGAAGGAGAGGAAGUGUCUUGCCUUUGCUUCUCUGACGGCUCCUCGGUGUCACCGAUGCCUCCAGCACAGGAUCACAAGAGGCUGCAAGACGGAGACCUGGGGCCGAACACCGGCGGCAUGGGGGCCUACUGCCCCACCCCCCAGGUGAGCCAGGAGCUGCUGCAGCAGAUCAGAGACACGGUCCUGCAGAAGACCGUGGACGGGAUGAGGGAGGAGGGAACUCCUUAUGUGGGUGUUCUGUACGCAGGGCUGAUGUUGACCAAGCAGGGGCUGAAGGUCCUGGAGUUCAACUGUCGCUUUGGAGACCCCGAGUGUCAGGUGCUGCUGCCCCUCCUGAAGAGCGACCUGUAUGAAGUGAUCUUGAACACCAUGAGUGGCAAACUGGUCUCCAGCGCCCCCGUGUGGCACCAGGACAGCUCUGCGGUCACCGUGGUGAUGGCCAGCGCUGGGUACCCCGGCUCCUACAAGAAAGGAGUGGAGAUCACAGGCUUGUCCCAGGUCCAGGACUCGGGGGUGCAGGUGUUCCACGCCGGCACGGCUCUGAAGGAAGGAGGCGUGGUCUCCAGCGGGGGGAGGGUCCUCACCGUCACCGCGGUCAGGCCGUCACUGGAGUCGGCCCUGCAGGCGGCCAAUCAGGGCGUGGCCGCCGUGGGCUUCCCGGGGGCCGUGUACCGGCGCGACAUCGGCCACCGGGCCAUCGCCCACCUGAACCCAGACCGCAGAGGUCUGACCUAUAAAGGCUGCGGAGUGGACAUCGCUGCUGGAAACAAGUUGGUGGAGAUGAUCAAGCCUCUGGCCAAGGCGACGUCCCGCCCCGGGUGUAAUGCAGAACUGGGAGGCUUCGCUGGGCUGUUUGACCUGAAGGGAGCCGGUUUUGUCGACCCGAUCCUGGUUUCUGGGACAGACGGCGUGGGGACCAAACUCAGGAUUGCUCAGGCGUGCGGUCGGCACGGCGGCCUGGGUCAGGACCUGGUGGCCAUGUGUGUGAACGACGUGUUGGCUCAAGGCGCCGAGCCGCUCUUCUUCCUCGACUACUUCUCCUGCGGCAGGCUGGACGUGGACGUCGCAGCGGCGGUGGUCGGCGGCGUCGCCGCGGCCUGCAAGGUGGCCGGCUGCGCUCUGCUGGGUGGUGAGACGGCAGAAAUGCCCGGCGUCUACGCGGCGGGCGAGUACGACCUGGCCGGGUUCUGUGUUGGCGCGGUGGAGCGCGGGGCUCUGCUGCCCCGGCUGGGGGACAUCCAGGAGGGGGACCUGCUGGUCGGGCUGGCCUCCUCCGGGGUCCACAGCAACGGCUUCAGCCUGGUCAGCAAAGUGCUGCAGAGGGCCAACCUCGAUUACAGCUCCCCUGCUCUUUUUGCCGAUUCGGGACGGACCGUCGGCGACGUUUUGCUGACUCCGACGAAGAUCUACAGCCGCCUGCUGCUGCCAAUCCUCCGCAGCGGCGCCGUCAAAGCCUUCGCCCACAUCACGGGGGGGGGGCUUCUGGAGAACAUCCCUCGGGUGCUGCCCCAGGAGCUGGCCGUCGAUUUAGAUGCCUCUCGGUGGAGCAUCCCACCAGUGUUCUCCUGGAUCCACAAGGAGGGGGGUCUGAGCGAGGAGGAGAUGGCCCGCACCUUCAACUGCGGCCUGGGGGCCGUGCUGGUGGUUUCCCCCGAGGAUGCUCAGACGGUGCUAUGCCAGUUCAAACCUAAUGAAGAGGCGUGGAUUGUGGGUUCGCUGGUCCACAAGCAGCAGGGGGCCAAGCAGGUGGUGGUCCGCAACCUGAAACACCGCCUCCAGGGUGGAGGUCCCGCUCCCAGCAAGAGGAUCAGGAUGGACAAAGGUCUGACCUAUAAAGGCUGCGGAGUGGACAUCGCUGCUGGAAACAAGUUGGUGGAGAUGAUGAAGCCUCUGGCCAAGGCGACGUCCCGCCCCGGGUGUAAUGCAGAACUGGGAGGCUUCGCUGGGCUGUUUGACCUGAAGGGAGCCGGUUUUGUCGACCCGAUCCUGGUUUCUGGGACAGACGGCGUGGGGACCAAACUCAGGAUUGCCCAGGCGUGCGGUCGGCACGGCGGCCUGGGUCAGGACCUGGUGGCCAUGUGUGUGAACGACGUGUUGGCUCAAGGCGCCGAGCCGCUCUUCUUCCUCGACUACUUCUCCUGCGGCAGGCUGGACGUGGACGUCGCAGCGGCGGUGGUCGGCGGCGUCGCCGCGGCCUGCAAGGUGGCCGGCUGCGCUCUGCUGGGUGGUGAGACGGCAGAAAUGCCCGGCGUCUACGCGGCGGGCGAGUACGACCUGGCCGGGUUCUGUGUUGGCGCGGUGGAGCGCGGGGCUCUGCUGCCCCGGCUGGGGGACAUCCAGGAGGGGGACCUGCUGGUCGGGCUGGCCUCCUCCGGGGUCCACAGCAACGGCUUCAGCCUGGUCAGCAAAGUGCUGCAGAGGGCCAACCUCGAAUACAGCUCCCCUGCUCUUUUUGCCGAUUCGGGACGGACCGUCGGCGACGUUUUGCUGACUCCGACGAAGAUCUACAGCCGCCUGCUGCUGCCAAUCCUCCGCAGCGGCGCCGUCAAAGCCUUCGCCCACAUCACGGGGGGGGGGCUUCUGGAGAACAUCCCUCGGGUGCUGCCCCAGGAUCUGGCCGUCGAUUUAGAUGCCUCUCGGUGGAGCAUCCCACCAGUGUUCUCCUGGAUCCACAAGGAGGGGGGUCUGAGCGAGGAGGAGAUGGCCCGCACCUUCAACUGCGGCCUGGGGGCCGUGCUGGUGGUUGCCCCCGAGGAUGCUCAGACGGUGCUAUGCCAGUUCAAACCUAAUGAAGAGGCGUGGAUUGUGGGUUCGCUGGUCCACAAGCAGCAGGGGGCCAAGCAGGUGGUGGUCCGCAACCUGAAACACCGCCUCCAGGUUGGAAGGACCGCUCCCAGUGGAGAGUUGAGCGUCAAUCAGAACAAAAAUUUCCAUUGCAAUAGCGAGACGCCGCGCAAGAAGACCAGAAGGACCAGGGUGGCCGUCCUCAUCUCUGGCACAGGCACCAACUUGCAGGCGCUGAUAGAGCAGGCCAAGCACCCAUCGAGCUCUGCAGAGAUCGUGGUGGUGAUCUCCAACAGACCGGGGGUUCUGGGCCUGAAGAAGGCGUCGCUGGCUGGCAUCCAGACACGGGUGGUGGACCACAAACUGUACGGGAGCCGGACCGAGUUUGACGGCACAAUUGAUCGUGUGCUGGAAGAAUUUGGGGUGGAGCUGGUGUGUCUGGCAGGAUUCAUGAGGAUCCUCACAGGGUCUUUUGUCAAGAAAUGGAACGGAAAGCUGCUGAACAUCCAUCCGUCCCUGCUCCCCUCAUUUAAGGGCAUGAAUGCCCAGAAGCAGGCGCUGCAGGCGGGAGUGCGAGUGACUGGCUGCACGGUCCACUUUGUAGCAGAGGAGGUGGACGCAGGCGCCAUCAUCGUGCAGGAGUCCGUGCCCGUGCUGGCCGGCGACACAGAGGAGAGUCUUUCGGACAGAAUCCGGGAGGCCGAGCACCGAGCCUUCCCCGCCGCUCUAGAGCUGGUGGCCAGCGGCGCGGUCACGCUCCGAGAGGACGGACGCAUCGUGUGGUCCAGUCCAGUUCCCACAGUUAAAAACCACACAUCCAGUUCUCAUCCACAACUACAGUCUGCUCAGGAAAUACAAACCGUCUAGAUAGUAAUGGUUUAAUGUUCUAACACCGCUAGCGGUACGUGAGGUCUACCAAGCAAACAUAAAAACAUUUCAACGUUGUGACAAAACGAAAUUACAUUGUUAAUAUCUUGCAUAAAAUAGGUCAGCAUGAGGACGAGGACGGACGCAUCGUGUGGGAGUCCAGUUCUCACAGUUAAAAACCACACGUCCAGUUCACUUUACAUUACAAGUGUCUGUUCCUUGAACAUCAUGAGUGUUUGUGUCAUUAUUAAACCUGCCUGGGCUCA
Messenger RNA from Gasterosteus aculeatus aculeatus (three-spined stickleback), 4636 nucleotides. The record is from RefSeq and is a predicted model, not a curated record. Lineage: Eukaryota; Metazoa; Chordata; Actinopteri; Perciformes; Gasterosteidae.